AUGGCAGCGACAGCCGCUCCAUCGCUACCGUCCAUACCAUCGGGAGCAUUCAGCUUGGUAGUUAAUGGCCAGAUCGAGUCUGCCUAUUUUCCUGGCAUGGACCACCUGUAUUGUAAAUUUAGCUUUACGAACGGACCAGACUGGGUCUUAUUAUCGGGAUUGGAGGAAGGAAUCACACAAAUGUCCAGAAAAUCAACGGGACUACCCAGCACGAAAGAGACGAUCCCGCCGAAUUCAAAGAUUUGUGUAUUUAACUUUCCGAUUGAGAUUGCUUUCAAGUCUACAAACGCUUUUGGAUGGCCACAAAUGGUCUUAUCCGUGUAUGGACUGGAUGCGAUGGGAAGAGAUGUGGUCCGUGGGUAUGGAAGUAUUCGACUUCCAUUGAGUCCUGGCAGAUUUACAAAGGAAGUACCAAUGUUUGUACCUGUCUCAUCAUCGGCAUUGGGUGGAUUCUUGUCUUGGGCAACUGGACAAUUACCAGAAUUCCUGGAUCCCAAGUUUGUUGCAACGAAUGAAGGACGAGAAGUAACGAGGGUUCGGAGUCAAGGAACUGUUCGAGUAACUUUCAACGUAAUGGUCAAGGACUUGGUUUACAAUCUAGCAAGCAAUCCGCCACGAACUGUCAAGGGCUCAUUAUAUUUGAAUGGCGUGCGAGCAUGGAAGGGAAUUCCUUAUGCUGCUCAACCCGUCGGACCAUUGAGGUUUAAGCCUCCAUCACCUCCUACCAACUUGACCAACAAUCCGUAUAUUGCCACCAGUUUUGGAGCUGCUUGUGCACAGAAGUCUGGAAUCCUGACUCCUGUCAUUGAUGAGGCAUGUUUGUUUCUCAAUAUAUAUGCACCUGGAAACAUUCCAGCCAAUACUGUAUAUCCAGUGAUGGUCUGGAUACACGGUGGAGGAGAUACGACUGGUUCUGGUGGUGCUCCAUUCUCUGGAGAAGUUCUGGUCAAUCAUGCUGCUUCACCUGUAGUAGUGGUGACAAUCAACUAUCGAUUGAACGUCUUUGGCUUCCUAGCUGGUUCUGAUCUGCUGGCUCAGGGCGCCACGAAUAUUGGAUAUCUCGAUCAGCAGUUUGCUUUCAAGUGGGUUCAAAAGUACAUCAGGCAGUUUGGAGGCGAUCCCUACUCUAUCACAGCCUUUGGUGAAUCUGCUGGAGCUCUUUCCAUUGGUUCGCACCUAAUCGCCAGCAAUGGUAGACAGACUAUGUUCCAUCGAGCGAUUUUAGAAUCUGGAAGCUCUCUUUCUGGUGCCUAUUUCAACGCUGAUGCACCAGUACCCACAAGCACCUAUAAUACGAUUGUGGCUAAUGCGGGCUGCUCGAAGGCUGCUGAUAAAAUCAAUUGCUUGAGGACGUUGAAAUGGCAGGACUUGUUUGCGGCAAUUCCUUCCAACGCUUCUUUUGGACCUGUAAUCGAUGAACUAUAUCUAAACAAUAAGCCCAGAGUCGCUUUCGCAAACCAACUAUUUAGUAAAAUACCAGUCAUCAUCGGCACCAACACCAAUGAGGGAACGCUUUUCGUACCGUCAAGCCUUAUCUUGUCGUUUUCUCAAACAGAUUUCAAUAAUUGGUUUACGCAAAGUCUGAAUAGUCAACUUGGGCCUAACGUUGCCUCAGCCCUGUCGACCGUCAGCACUUUAUACCCACUCUCUUCGUACGGAGGAUCUGCAUUUAGCGCUGCUGCCACAGUUUUUGGAGAUGCUGGAUUUGCUUGUCCCGCCAGAGCUGUACUAAAGGCAUAUGCUUCUGCAGGAGUGCCUGCAUGGAAGUAUCGAUUCAAUCAAGUGAUUACAGAAUUUGCUGCAAUUCAGCCUAUCUUCGGUGUCUUCCAUGCUGCAGAACUACCCCUCGUGUGGGGAACCCCCGGUACAUUACUGACUCCACUAGAGCUCUUGCUCUCUGAUGCCAUGAUGAAGCGAUGGACCAAUUUUGCUGUGUAUGGAGACCCGAAUGGCCUGGUCAGCAAUGGAGCAAACUGGCCACAAUACACUGCCGUGAAUGGCAAACAGCAAGUUUUCCAAGAGACAUUGUUGGGAUUCACGAAUGAGCUUGAUAACUUAAGGGCUGCUCAAUGUGACUUUUGGGCUACGACGAAUGUCAUUGACCAUUGA
Messenger RNA from Synchytrium microbalum, 2109 nucleotides. RefSeq lists its product as uncharacterized. The record is from RefSeq and is a predicted model, not a curated record. The coding region runs from base 1 to 2109 and encodes 702 amino acids. NCBI's taxonomy places the organism in Eukaryota, Fungi, Chytridiomycota, Chytridiomycetes, Synchytriales, Synchytriaceae. The transcript is spliced from 14 exons.